ACUCUAUUCUAUUGCGUUAGUUGUUUUGAGAGCGUUUUGCUGGCUGGCAGGCAAGAAUUUCAGAAUUAUUCACCGCAGAAAUGGUUUUCCUAACGAUUUUUAUCGCCACUGUAGUUGUGGUGGUUGGUUAUUUAUUUUAUCGCGUUCGAGAGCACUACAACUAUUGGAAUCGCCAGAAUAUUGCCCAUGAUCCUCCCCACUGGAUGUUGGGCAACUUUAAGGGCCUUGCCGCGAAUUUGUCACUCGGCGAGUGUGUCCAGGAGGUGUAUGACAAAUACCGGAUGACGGGACCAUUUUUUGGUUUCUAUUGGUUCACCAAACCCUCGGCCGUGAUUGUGGAUCCACAGCUGGUGAAGCGCAUUUUGAUAAAAGAUUUCUCCAAGUUCAGUGCUCGGGGUAUGUUCCACAAUACCGAAGAUGAUCCAUUGUCGGGGCAGUUGUUUAACUUGGAUGGACCCAAGUGGCGGAAUAUGCGUGUCCAGUUGACACCUGCCUUUACCUCGGGUAAGAUGAAAAUUAUUUUCCCUACCAUGGUGAAAAUUAGUGAAGAAGUGGUUCAGGUGCUGCGGGAGGACGUCGGUCAGUCGCAGGCCAUUGAGAUAUGGGAUUUGAUGGCCCGUUUCACCUCCGAUGUCAUUGGUCGCUGUGCCUUUGGCAUCGAGACGAACAGUUUGAAAAAUCCUAAAUCGGAAUUCCGUACAAUGGGACGCAAGGGUAUGAUUGAGCAGCGGGGAGGGGUGUUGGGAGUGGCAUUUCGCUUGAAUUUCCCCCAAUUGGCCCAGAGGUUGCACUGCAAGGAAACCAUGCCCGAUGUGGAGAAGUAUUUCAUGGAUCUGAUUGGUGAGACAGUGAAAUAUCGCGAGGAGAACAAUAUCAGAUGCAAUGAUUUCAUGGAUAUGCUAAUCGAUUUGAAAAAUAAACCCCUGAUGAAGUCGGAUACAGGAGAGCAGCUGAUUCGGCUGAGUUUUGGGGAGAUAGCUGCCCAGGCGUAUUUAUUUUUACUGGCGGGAUAUGAGACCUCUGCAUCGUCCCUGGCCUUUAUUCUCUACGAAUUGGCAAGGCAUGAGGAGAUACAGGAGAAAGUGAGAAAUGAAAUAUCCGAGGUUUUGGGAAAACAUAAUCAGGAAUUUUCCUAUGAAUGCAUGAGGGAGUUAACGUACCUGGAACAGGUGAUAAAUGAAACUCUACGCAUCCACUCCAUUGCCCCAUUUUUGAACCGGGUGGCCUCCGAAGACUACCCAGUACCGGAUCACCCGAAAUAUGUCAUACCCAAGGGUAUGCCCGUCCUCAUACCCAUAGAAGCCAUACAACACGAUGAACGUUACUUUCCCCAGCCAAAGGUAUUCGAUCCGGAAAAUUUCUCUGCCGAAAAAGUGGCUCAACGUGACUCGAUUCUCCACCUGCCCUUUGGCGAUGGACCUCGUAAUUGUAUUGGUGUGAGAUUUGGGAAAAUGCAAAUUAUUGUUGGUCUGGUGGUGCUUUUGAAGAAUUUUAAAUUUUCGGUGUGCCAGGAGACGCCCAUACCGAUGGUCUACAGUAAACAGGGUAUUAUUUUGUGUCCCGGCAAUGGAGUGCCCUUGAAGGUGGAGAAGUUGUAGAGGGAUGAU
Molecule: messenger RNA, 1607 nt
Organism: Musca domestica (house fly)
Lineage: Eukaryota; Metazoa; Arthropoda; Insecta; Diptera; Muscidae
Product: cytochrome P450 6a9
Exons: 2
Coding region: 81-1598 (505 amino acids)
Molecular function (GO): oxidoreductase activity, acting on paired donors, with incorporation or reduction of molecular oxygen; heme binding; monooxygenase activity
Source: RefSeq, a predicted model, not a curated record